Lactuca virosa is the source of this 1419-nucleotide messenger RNA. The record is from the annotation of a GenBank genome assembly. Lineage: Eukaryota; Viridiplantae; Streptophyta; Magnoliopsida; Asterales; Asteraceae.
AUGAUGAACAUAUUAGCUCUGGGUCUUGUGCUAACGUCACUGGUUACAGGGGCGAUGUGGUCACCUCCUUCCCCUCCGUCUGACCACAGCGAGGUUAUUGUGAAAGAAGGCCACCGUGUGGUCGUUGUUGAAUACGAAAAAGAAGCCGACGGCCACACCAAGGUGUUAAUUUCACCACAAGAUACCUCUAAUGCCUCCGGCGAGAAGAAGCAGAAGCAGGCGGUGGAGGAGGAUGAAGCGGAUCAAGGGAAGUUCUCUGGUCCAAGAGAGCUUGUUUGUGAUGCUUUUGGUAAGUGCAAGCAUAAGAUUGCACAAGCUCUUGGGAAAACAAAAGACACGGUUUCGGAAACAGCCCAUGGAAUGGAAGAACAUGCGAAGGAUGCUGCGAGAGGGGCCGUAGGAAAGGCCAAAGAUGCAGAAGAACGUGCAAAAGAGGCUGUGAAUGAAGUAUAUGAGAAAGGCGAAAAUCUCAAAGACAAAUUAUCUGAAAAGGUCACGGGCCAUACGAUUGGAGAGUCUUUAGGCAAGGCCAAGGACAGCGUGGCUCAUGGAAUCGGUAAGGCGAAGAAGGUCGCAGAGGAUGUUGUGGGCACUGUAAAAGAUGGCGCUCUCAAGGUAAAAGACUUCGAUGUAGUGGAUUCACCAAAACGAAUAGGAGAAGAUAUACAGAGAAACGUGACAGGGAAAGUUGAAGAAGGUGCUCAACAUAUGAUGAAUCAAGCCAAGGAAACUGCAGGGAAUGUGCAGAAGGUGGGGCAAAAGAGUUUCGGUGAAAUUCUGAGCAAGUUAAAAGAGGUGACAUAUGAUGUAUUAUGGUACAUGGUGUCUCCUGAUAAGGUGGAUGCAGUGAUUGGGUUGAUUCAUAUGCUGGGGUUCUCAACCGCAUACGGUAUGUGCGUGUGGGUGACCUUUGUUUCAAGCUAUAUUUUGGGGAGGUAUCUGCCACGUCAGCAGUUUGGGAUGGUACAAAGCAGGAUAUACCCGGUGUACUUCAAGACCAUGGCUUAUUGUGUUUCCGCUGCUUUGUUAGGGCAUGUAGCGAGUCAAACGAAGCAGAUUUUCUCCAGCUUGGGGGAGAUGUUUCAGGGUUUAAGUCUACUUUCUGCCCUCUUGAUGGUUUUGACAAACAUGAUCUGGUUGGAACCUAGAGCAACUAAGUUGAUGUAUGAAAGAAUGAAGAUAGAGAAAGAGGAAGGGAGAGGCAUAGCGGGUGCAGCUAAAGAGGGGAUAGAAGAUGCAGGUGGUACUACGGUGGCCAGACCUCCAGCACAUAUAGUAGCGGAGAGGGAAGAUGUUUUGAGGUUGAACGAGAAGCUCAAGAGGUUGAAUACAUACUCAUCUGCCUUCAAUGUGUUGACGCUAGUGGGCCUCACGUGGCAUAUGGCUUACAUGGGCCAACGGCUUCAAGCUACACGCUAG